Messenger RNA from Cokeromyces recurvatus, 4086 nucleotides. RefSeq names its product ras guanine nucleotide exchange factor domain-containing protein. Gene Ontology annotation, molecular function: protein binding; guanyl-nucleotide exchange factor activity. The coding region runs from base 42 to 3977 and encodes 1311 amino acids. The record is from RefSeq and is a predicted model, not a curated record. Gene Ontology annotation, biological process: Ras protein signal transduction; positive regulation of GTPase activity. Gene Ontology annotation, cellular component: plasma membrane. NCBI's taxonomy places the organism in Eukaryota, Fungi, Mucoromycota, Mucoromycetes, Mucorales, Mucoraceae. The transcript has 6 exons.
UUUUUUUUUUUUUGUUUGUUUGUUUGUUUGAUUGUUCGAAUAUGACAAUACCUUCACCACAGUCUCAAUACAUUCCUGAUAGAAAUUCAUCAAAUUCAUUUUCGCCACCAACUUCACCAAUAAUUUCAGAGUCUUCAACUUUAAAUUCACAUUUUGUUCAGGCACUUCACGAUUAUUUACCUUCUUCAGUUACACCCGAUGAAGCAGUUUCAUGUUUAUUCUUCAAAAAAGGUUCUAUCAUUGAAGUAUUUAAUAGAGACGAUUCUGGCUGGUGGGAUGGCCAGUGCGGUAACGUGAGAGGAUGGUUUCCAAGUAAUUAUGUUGGAAAAAUUGGUGAAUUAAAAAGACAAGAUACCGACUUUGAAGAUAAUCAUGAACUAGAAACAUGGCACCAAAAAAUAAACCAGCAAUUCUACAAUUCUUCUUCUACUGUGUCACUACUUGAAGAAAAUCUUACUAAGGUGUUAUCGCCAAUUGAAAAUCAAGUUGAAACAACAACAACAACAACAACAACAUUAAAUGAUGAUAAUUGGAAAACGGAAGCUAUUAAACCUUUAUCUUCAAAUAUAGCAAACGAAAUUGAUUCUUCAAUUGAACAAGUAUCAAAACAAGUCAUAGAUUUAGUAGAUGCAUGUCACGACUCGGCUCAAUCCAACAUUCAAUUACAUAUUUUUGAGGUAGUGGCUUCUGUUAGACUUGUACUUACAGAAGCGAAUGUCGUAAAUAAAGAAAGUCCAUUAUUAAAAUUGUAUCCCGAAUUAGCACGACAACGAAAGAUUGUUUUAAGUGCAUUAAGUCGACUUGUUUUAAAAGGAAAGUCUUUACAACAAGCAAAUUGUACUAAUAAAAAUGACGAUCAAAUCUCUUAUCUUGCCGAUCAAUUAUUGAAUGAAUUAGAUUUAUUCGAAAAAUUACUUAUUAAAAUACCCCAACAGCCUUCUUCUUCUUCUCCUAUAAAAGAGAAUAAUGAUGCUCUUGAUUCAACUCAGCUUUCCUCUCUAUUUCAGGUGGAUACACCUCGCUCAUCAAUAUCAUCAAUUGGCCAUUCAUCUAUUAUUUCAAAUAAUUCAACUUCCUUUCGUCAAUCUACCAUCAAAACUCGACAUUCAAAUAAUAGUUUCUCUUCUAUAGUCACUAAAUUGACAGCUCUAUCAGAUAAAGAAAGUGUUUUGCAAAGUAUCUUAGACCAACAGGCGUCUAUUGAUGAAUUAAUGACAAGUCUCGUAAUGACCUUAGAGCGCUACCUUGUUAUUCGUCAUCGAGCUACAGAGAUACUAGAGAUAACCCGAAAAGCAGUAGAGGCUGUCAGAAUGUUUUUGGCAGUUGUUGAACAUGUCUAUUCUAUUAUUAGUGAUAUUGAACAAAGUAAACGUCAGUCCAUCAUUCCAGAAGAUCCCUCACUCGUCUCUCUUGUUCUUACAAAGGAAUCCGUUUAUAGUGCUAUUACAAACUUAGUGACGGCUGUAAGAGCUUUAACUGGACCUCAUCAACCACCGGACAGCGAUCAUAAUCAUAUUUUAAAAGACGAUUUUGAUCACCUUUGCUUGUGCUGUGAAAAAGUAGUAAAAGCGAUAAAUGAAUGUGCAACCUAUGUGAGGGCAUGCUUAGACACUGAAGAAAGUGACAUUUGUUUUCAACAACACUUGAUGAUAGAGGAAACCAAUAAAUCAGAACUCUCAAUUGAGAAUAGCCAUAAGUUUGAUAGCUUAAAUAUCCUUCGACGUAAAGCUAGUAGUUUGCAAGCUAUCCAGCAGUACCGUCGCGAUCAAUCAGAAAAGGAAAUUGUUUUAGAAGAAAACGAAGAACUGUAUAAUGAACAAACCAUUGAAGAUCUUGCAAUAGAAACAGUUCCAACGAAGGAUAUUGAUCACGAAAAUGAAAUAUCUCAAUCUUAUUCUACUCAACGAAAUAUACCUCGAACAUCUUCAUCUAAUCUUACUUCAAAUGACUUUUAUCAUACACCACGAUCCUCGACACCAUCACUAUCAACCUCAACUAAUUCAUUGACAAUAAAAACAAAUACCUUGACUGCUUCUGCAGUGGAUACCAUUACUCCUGAAACAAAUCCCGCAAAACCUACAAAGUUAAGACCUAGAGCUGCAUCAGUCAAUAAUACGCAUCUCCUUCAAUUACCACCGAAAAAUAAUAUAAUGAAUGCUGUAAAGCCUUCCGUAUCAGCAGCAUUUCCUCUUCCACCAUGUAUGGAUGCCUCUACAGAGAUUACAAAAAUUCUAUCUACUGAUCAAAGUCAAAAGACUCGUCGAUCUCGUGGCUUAAGUGUCACUUCUAUAAAAUCAACUAUCAGUAAAUCUAAAUUAGAGCGUGUUACAACCCCUUCGUCGUCUGUCGAAAAUAUUUCUGAACCUCUACGAAUUCAAAAAGUGCCUUCUUGGAUGUCUAUAAAUACCAAUGUAAAUAGAUCCGAAAACAAUUCUGUGACAAGCCUUGAAACCACACCUACUCUUUCAUCAAGCCAUCCACUAACAAAGAAGGAACCUGAAUUCGAAUUUUUAAAACAAAUUGCCUUUACAGAAGAAGAAAUGAUGUUUAACGCUGAAGGAGAAGUGACAGGUGCUACAGUAGAAGCAUUGGUUCGAAAAUUGACAUUACAUGAAAAAUCACCUGAUCUUAUUUUUACUCGGGCAUUUUUUUACAAUUUUCGAUUGUUUACUAAUCCUGAAGAGUUUGUUCGGUUAUUGACAAAUCGAUUUACUCUACAACCACCAACAGAACCUGAGCCUCUAACGGAUGAACAGCUUGCUUUAUGGACAAAUCGAGUCUUAAUACCUAUUCGUCUUCGUGUUUAUAACGUAAUAAAAACAUGGUUGGAAACAUACUUUAAUUAUGAACAAGAUACAGCUGUUGAGAAGGCUUUAAUCGACUUUGCUUCUAAUGAAAUGAGUAAAGCUAUGCCUGGCCCUGCUAAGCGAAUGAUUGAACUUAUUAAAAGAACUUUUUCAUCUAAAGGAUUAAGCUGUACUGGCAGCAAGCAUGUGUAUUCUGAGAAUCGCAUUGUUACACAAAAAUCAAGUUUGUCUACUUUGCAAUCAUCAACUAAUGGAGGGUUUGGAGGAAACAAUAGUGGCUCCAUUUUUUCUAAUUUAAUUUUGUUUGACGAUCAUCAUCACUUUGACUCCUCUAUUGAUAGAUAUCCACCAUCCAUUUUAGGUAAAGCAUUGAGAAAUACCUUAAGAAAGGCGUUAAGUCAUAAUAAUCUGGGUAUCGUUCAUGUCAAUGAUUUUGACCCUGCUGAACUUGCUCGACAGUUGACCUUAAUGGAGAAUAAUUUAUUUUGUCGUAUCCGACCUAAUGAGAUGAUUGGUCAAGAGUUCAAAAAGAAAGUAGGCACAAGUCAAGCAGUUCAUGUGAAAGCAAUGAUUCAACGAAGUACACAAAUUACAAGUUGGGUUUCUGACACCAUUUUGAAAGAAACAGAUACAAAAAAGCGAGCGCAAGUUUUAAAAUAUUGGAUAAAAGUUGGAGAUGCUUGUCUUCAAUUAAAUAAUUACAAUACUCUGAUGGCAAUUCGUUCUGCACUGGAUUCAACAAGUAUCGCAAGACUAAAAAAGACAUGGGAUCAUCUCUCUGUAAAAUAUAGAGCUAUAUGGGAACCUAUUUACAGAGCAACGGAUUCUCAAAGAAAUUUUGCUGAAUAUAGACAACGUUUGAAAACAACAAUAGCGCCCUGUCUUCCUUUCCUUGGAGUCUAUUUAACUGAUAUGACAUUUAUUGAUGAUGGGAAUGCAGAUUAUCGUAUGUCACCUGGAGGCAAACAACUUAUUAAUUUUGACAAAUACAUCAAAUUUACCCGUAUUUUGAACGAAAUUGAUCAGUUUCAAUUUCCUUAUAAAUUAUUUGAAGUAGAGGAAAUUCAAAGAUAUUUAAAGAAAACACUUGAAUCUGUAGAACAGGAUGAUCAAGUUUUCUAUGCAAAAAGCUUAAAACACGAACCAAAAGAGGAAGAAGUUGUAACUUAAUAAAUAUAUAUUUCUAUAUAUAUAUAACCAUGAAAUACUGUAUAAUGUACAAAACAUUUAAUAUUGCUAUAUAAAUAUAUAUGCUCAUAUAAAUAAAAAUUGUUAUUUG